AUGGCUCAAAACUCAUAUAUAUCGUUAACUGCUAACAUAAUCAAUAAUCAAUGGUCACCAAAGUCAUUUACUUUGGCCACACAAGAAAUGUCAGAACGUCAUACAGCAGUAAAUCUAGCUGAAAAUUGGGAAAUUAAUGGUAAAGUCACUACUGUAAUUACAGAUAACGCAGAAAACAUAGUAAAUGCUGUAAAAUUACUAAAUAUUACAAUAGACAAUGAAAAUAUGGAUGUGACAUGUGCAGCUCACAAUUUAAAAUUACCAUUAAUGUUGCACUAA
This is a messenger RNA of Macrosiphum euphorbiae (potato aphid), 279 nucleotides long. The record is from the annotation of a GenBank genome assembly. Lineage: Eukaryota; Metazoa; Arthropoda; Insecta; Hemiptera; Aphididae.